AACCUCAUCAAAGAUCAGAGAUUGGUUUUUUUAGUCCUUCCACAAAUCAUGCCUAAAUUGAACAAUAACUAUUCAUUUCAAAAGAUCUCCUCCCACUUCCAUUAACAACCACCCCUAUUUCACACAAGCCCCUCAUUCAUCAGCCUUCUCUACUCUCUCUCUCUCUCCCUCUCUCUCAUACACACAUGUGGCAUGGAAACAUCCAUUAGUAUGCCAGUCUUGUUCUAUUAGUAUGCACAUGGAAAGAAAGGCAGAACAGAGGGUCUAAUAAAGGAAAACUAUCAUUGGGAGCGUCCAAUCUCUCCAUCAUGAUCUUCAACAGAACCAUGUUCCGUUUUCUACUGCAAUGUUUGGUUAUAAUCGCUGAACAGCCAAUUUCUGGCUAUCAGCACCACUAUCCCCCUCACCACUCUUUACAAACCGACAGAGCUGCACUUCUUGCAUUCAAAAAGACCAUAUCAUCCGACCCAUAUUCCGUACUUUCCAACUGGAAUGAGGUCACUCAGGUGUGCAACUUCACUGGUGUCAGAUGCAAUACAAAGCGUCAUCGCGUGACAAAACUCAUCCUCCGUAAUGCCGAACUUGUGGGGAUGCUAUCCCCCUUCAUUGCAAACCUCACUCGGCUUCGAGUCCUAAAGCUUGUGAACAAUAACUUCUCUGGCAUCAUUCCACCAGAAUUCUCCUCCCUCCAACACCUUAGCCUCCUCUGGCUUGAAGGGAACAAUUUGGAAGGCCAGAUACCAGAUUCCUUCUCUCAUCUUACCAAACUUGCCUUAGUAAAUCUACAGGCAAACAAAUUAACGGGUAAAAUUCCAGCUUCCUUCUUCUCUAACUGCACAAUGUUGAAAAAUGUAGACCUCUCCAUGAACUUUCUCACAGGGGAAAUUCCAACAGAAAUUGGAAAUUGCCCGGGUAUCUGGAACCUCGCUUUGUAUAAUAACCAGCUCACUGGUGAAAUCCCAUUUUCAAUAAUCAACGCUUCAUUGAUGUUUAAUUUGGAUGUGGAGUAUAACCAUCUCAAAGGUGAAUUGCCUUCAGAGAUAGCAGCAAAUCUACCUGAACUUCUCUAUCUUCAUUUAUCAUAUAAUAACAUGGUUAGCCACGACAACAAUUCUAAUCUUGUUCCUUUCUUCACUGCCCUAAAAAACUGCACUAUUCUAGACGAGCUUGAAUUGGCCGGUAUGGAGCUCGGAGGAAAGUUGCCUAGUUCCAUUGGCCAACUUGUCGGUAGCCUGACAUCUCUGUUGCUUCAAGAAAACAGGAUUGCGGGAUCAAUUCCUCCAACUUUGGUGAAUCUUACUCGACUCACGGUGCUGAAUUUGACAUACAAUUUUUUGAGUGGAACCAUUCCAGCUGAAAUCAGUCAGUUAUCGUACUUGGAACAACUGUUCUUAUCUCACAAUUUUUUCACUGGCUCUAUUCCAGUAGCAAUGGGACAGUUUCGACAUCUUGGUCUGCUUGAUCUAUCAAAUAACAGACUUUCUGGUGAGAUCCCCAAAAGUCUAGGAGAUUUGAUCCAAUUAAAUUUUAUGUUUCUUAACCACAACCUUCUUACAGGAGCAAUACCUCCAAGUUUAGGACAGUGCGAAGAUCUGUCCAAGCUAGACUUGUCCUAUAACAAUUUGACAGGGAACAUCCCUCCAGAAAUAACAAGUUUACGCGAGAUCAGAAUAUUUCUGAAUCUUUCUAACAAUCAUCUUGAAGGCACUUUGCCAAUUGAGCUCAGCAAGCUAGAAAAUGUUCAAGAGAUUGAUCUUUCAUCAAAUAAUCUCACUGGAAUUGUCUUCCCUCAGAUAUCAAGUUGCAUUGCCUUGAGGUUGAUAAAUUUGUCGCACAAUUUUCUUCGAGGACAGCUUCCAGAAACCUUGGGCGAUCUCAAGAACCUUGAAGCCUUUGAUGUUUCAGGGAACUUGUUAUCUGGAACAAUCCCAACAAGCUUGAACAAAAUUCACACACUCACCUUUCUGAAUCUUUCAUGUAACAACUUUGCUGGAACAAUUCCCUCUGGUGGCAUCUUUGAUUCUGUCACAAAUCUAUCAUUUUUACACAACUGGGAGCUUUGUGGGUCGGUUCCAGGUAUCCCCAGCUGCCAUCGAAAGAACAAUUUUUUUCAUGUGCGUGCUUACUUGAUUACAUUUUUUAUUGUCAUUUUCGUAACAGUGUUCAUCGCGGCAAUAUGUUGUGUGAUUGGAUGCCGGCGCUUAAAAACAAUAAUUUCUGUUGGGAAUGUUGAAACGGAAACAAAAUCACCACCAGAAUUGAUUCACAAUUUCCCACGAAUAACAUACAAAGAACUCUCCGAGGCCACUGGAGGAUUUGAUGAGCAAAGACUAGUUGGGUCAGGCAGCUAUGGACGUGUCUACAAAGGAAUUCUUCCAGAUGGGACACCUGUAGCAGUUAAAGUGCUACAUUUGCAAACUGGCAAUUCUACAAAGAGUUUCAUUAGAGAAUGCCAAGUUCUAAAGAGGAUUCGUCACCGGAACCUGAUAAGGAUUAUAACAGCUUGUAGUCUGCCUGAUUUCAAGGCUCUUGUUCUUCCUUACAUGGCAAAUGGAAGCUUGGAUAGCCGUCUGUAUCCACACUCAGGUACCAGUCUGGCUUCAGGGUCUUCGGACUUGAGCCUGAUUCAGAGGGUGAACAUUUGCAGUGACAUAGCCGAAGGGAUGGCUUAUCUGCAUCACCACUCUCCGGUUAGAGUCAUACACUGUGAUCUAAAGCCAAGCAAUGUUCUUCUCAAUGAUGACAUGACAGCUUUGGUUGCGGACUUUGGGAUCGCAAGGUUGGUCAUGACAGCCGGAGCAGGAAAUGCCGGGGUGGUGGAGAACAUGGGAAGCUCUACUGCAAAUAUGUUGUGUGGAUCGAUUGGGUACAUUGCACCAGAGUAUGGAUUUGGAUCAAACACAACUACAAAGGGAGAUGUUUACAGCUUUGGCAUUCUAGUCCUUGAGAUGGUGACAAGAAAGAGGCCGAUAGACGACAUUUUUGUCGGGGGCCUAAACCUGCACAAAUGGGUUAAGAGUCAUUAUCAUGGACGAAUGGAGAAAGUGAUAGACUCUUCACUGGUGAGAACCAUGAGAGAUCAGUCCCCUGAAGUGAAGAAGAUGUGGGAAGUUGCAAUUGGAGAGCUAAUUGAGUUAGGUAUUCUUUGCACACAGGAAUCACAUUCUACUCGGCCCACAAUGCUUGAUGCUGCAGAUGACUUGGAUCGCCUCAAGAGGUACCUUAGUGGAGACACCACAGCAACAUUUGCCUCCUCUCUUGGUAUAUCAUCUUCUACUGUAGAUGACUUCUUGUGAGGCACUUAACCAAUUCGUUGUACAUACAUGUAAUUACUGCAGCACAACCUUUCUGGAAGUUUGUCCAUCACCACCAAUCUAUUAAAUUAUUCUGGGUAUGAGAAGCGGUAACUCCUAUGGUAUGGAGAAUCUGCUUGUCAAUGUCAUGUGUUUUUUAACCUAACAUUAAGUGUUGCAAACAAUGAAUGCAGAGAUAGAACCUCUGUUUUGCUACUCUUUUGGAUCACAUAAUUCAUACAUCAUUAA
Camellia sinensis is the source of this 3542-nucleotide messenger RNA. Its product is annotated as putative leucine-rich repeat receptor-like serine/threonine-protein kinase At2g24130. Gene Ontology annotation, molecular function: ATP binding; protein kinase activity; receptor serine/threonine kinase binding. The record is from RefSeq and is a predicted model, not a curated record. Lineage: Eukaryota; Viridiplantae; Streptophyta; Magnoliopsida; Ericales; Theaceae. Gene Ontology annotation, biological process: protein phosphorylation.